Messenger RNA from Pantherophis guttatus, 7591 nucleotides. The record is from RefSeq and is a predicted model, not a curated record. NCBI's taxonomy places the organism in Eukaryota, Metazoa, Chordata, Lepidosauria, Squamata, Colubridae.
UAAUGUAUUUUCUACUUGUUCUUUAGCCUUCUUCAUUUCCGAAAUCCUUUUUUAUCCUCCAACCAUUGAUAAAAUACUUCCCAUAUCAUAUAAUAUUCAGUUUGUUCUUUCUCCUUAAUUGCUAAUGUUAAUCUGUUCAUUUCUGCACAUUCUAAUAUUUUCCUUAUCUGGACUGGCCAUUUCUGAUUAGAGAGAAUGGAGUAUCAGCAGCUGGAUUAAUUUUAGUUAAGUUAAAGUAACUAUUAAUUCAUCUUUACUUCCUUGGUAUGGAAGACAUUUAACACAAAUUACUGAAUAUGGUUGGAACAAUCAGUCUAGUGAAGAUAGAUAUGAGAAUACAGCUGAUGUAGAGGUCAAAGACAAAUGAGUUGUAUAAUGUGGGCAUAUUAAUAUGGUUCAGGUGAAUAGCUCACCUGUUACAUCUUGCAGAUAAAUUAUAGGAAGCUCCGCUGAUUUGUUUUGGAUCAGGGAUUUAAGCUGGCCAUGAAGAAAACUAAUUUCAUGCCCAAAACUUGAAGUCUACAAAGAGAAAAAUAAAUAGAUUAUAUUAUAUUAUAUUAGAUUAGAUUAGAUUAGAUUAGAUUAGAUUAGAUUAGAUUAGAUUAGAUUAGAAUAGAAUUCUUUAUUGGCCAAGUGUGAUUGGACAUACAAGGAAUUUAUCUUUGGUGCAUAUGCUCUCAGUGUACAUAAAAGGACAAGAUACAUUUGUUAAGAAUCAUAAGGUACAACACUUAAUGAUAGUCAUAGGGAACAAAUAAGCAAUCAAAUCAUACUAGGAAACAAUCAAUAUAAAUCGUAAGGAUACAAGCAACAAAGUUACAUCAUACCGUCAUAAGUGGGAGGAGUUGGGCGACAGGAACAAUAAGAAGAUUAAUAGUAAUGCAGACUUAGUGAAUAGUUUGAUAGUGUUGAGGGAAUUAUUUGUUUAGCAGAGUGAUGGCGUUCGGGGAAAAAAUUGUUCUUGUGUCUAGUUGUUUUGGUGUGCAGUGCUAUAUAGCGUUGUUUUGAGGGUAGGAGUUAAAAAAAUUUAGGGUCCAGGAUGUGAGGGUGUCUGUAAAUAUUUUCACAGCCUUCUUUUUGACUCAUGCAGUAUACAGGUCCUCAAUGGAAGGAAGGUUGGUGGUAAUUGUUUUUUCUGCAGUUCUAAUUAUCCUCUGAAGUCUGUGUCAGUCUUGUUGGGUUGCAGAACCAAACCAGACAGUUGUAGAGGUACAGAUGACAGACUCAAUAAUUCCUCUGUAGAACUGUAUCAGCAGUUCCUUGGGCAGUUUGAGCUUCCUGACUUGAUGCAGAAAGAACAUUCUUUGUUGUGCUUUUUUGAGAAUUUGCUAAGUAGAAGAUAUAGGAUGGUCGUGUCUCUCUUGAAAAAUAAUUGAAUAAUAAUUUCUAUCCUUUAUAAAUCUUACAGCGCAAUUCUAAGUGAAAUCAAAUUCUGGGAUUCAUUUCUGAACAGGAGGGCAUUGCUUCUCCUUGGAGACAGAGGAUGGCAGGAUGAGACACAGCCACUGCUGGUUCCACAAAAUGAGCUUUAUUUCAAGACCCUUGCUAAGCAAAAACAAAAGGAAGUAAUGGAGAAGAAUGGAAACAACCGGAAACUUCGGGUUUGUGUUGCUACAUGUAACAGAGCAGAUUAUUCAAAAUUGGCCCCAAUCAUGUUUGGCCUUAAAGCAGAACCACAGUUUUUUGAACUGGAUAUUGUAGUUCUGGGCUCUCAUCUGAUUGAUGACUAUGGGAAUACCUACCGUAUGAUUGAACAAGAUGACUUUGACAUCCACACCAGAUUACACACAAUAGUAAGAGGAGAAGAUGAAGCAGCUAUGGUGGAAUCCGUUGGUCUUGCCUUAGUCAAGUUGCCCGAUGUGCUCAAUCGCCUGAAACCUGACAUAAUGAUAGUCCAUGGAGACCGGUUUGAUGCUUUAGCGCUAGCUACCUCUGCUGCCUUAAUGAACAUUCGAAUUCUUCACAUUGAAGGUGGAGAAGUCAGCGGGACCAUAGAUGAUUCCAUCAGGCAUGCCAUUACCAAGCUGGCUCAUUACCACGUGUGUUGCACAAGAAGUGCAGAACAGCAUUUGAUUUCUAUGUGUGAAGACCACGAUCGCAUCCUUCUGGCAGGAUGCCCUUCGUAUGAUAAACUGCUAUCUGCCAAAAAUAAGGAUUAUAUGAGCAUUAUUCGGAUGUGGUUAGGUGAAGGCGUGAAGCCAAAAGAGUAUAUAAUCGCUUUACAACAUCCUGUGACCACAGACAUUAAACAUUCUGUAAAGAUGUUUGAACUGACUUUGGAUGCCCUCAUCUCUUUUAACAAGAGGACUUUGAUUUUAUUCCCAAAUAUUGAUGCAGGGAGCAAAGAAAUGGUUCGGGUAAUGAGGAAGAAAGGUAUUGAGCAUCACCCAAAUUUCCGUGCAGUAAAAAAUGUCCCCUUCGACCAGUUCAUCCAGCUAUUGGCUCAUGCAGGUUGCAUGAUUGGGAACAGCAGCUGUGGUGUACGAGAAGUUGGGGCAUUUGGAACUCCUGUCAUCAAUCUUGGAACCCGUCAGAUAGGGAGAGAAACAGGAGAGAAUGUCCUUCACGUGAGGGAUGCUGAUUCCCAAGACAAAAUACUUCGAGCUUUGCACAUCCAGUUUGGGAAACAAUACCCUUGUUCAAAAAUAUAUGGCGAUGGAAAUGCUGUUCCAAGAAUUCUGAAGUUCCUUAAAUCCAUUGACCUGGAGGAACCCCUUCAAAAGAAAUUCUGCUUCCCCACUGUAAAAGAAAAUAUUUCCCAAGAUAUUGAUCAUAUCUUAGAAACCCAGAGUGCACUGGCAGUGGAUCUGGGUGGAACGAAUCUCCGAGUAGCAAUUGUCAGCAUGAAGGGUGAAAUAGUUAAGAAAUACAUACAACUGAACCCUAAAACUUAUGAGGAUAGAAUAGAAUUGAUCCUUAAGAUGUGUAUCGAAGCUGCCUCAGAAGCAGUAGACCUGAAUUGCAGAAUUCUGGGUGUAGGCAUUUCUACAGGUGGAAGAGUUGAUCCCCGAGAAGGUGUUGUUCUUCAUUCCACAAAACUUAUUCAGGAGUGGAACGCUGUUGACUUGCGGACUCCAAUCUCAGACGCCCUGCAUUUGCCAGUCUGGGUGGAUAAUGAUGGCAACUGUGCAGCUUUAGCAGAAAGAAAAUUUGGACAUGGAAAAGGAGUGGAAGACUUUAUAACCGUUAUCACUGGCACAGGUAUCGGUGGUGGAAUCAUUCAUCAAAAUGAAUUAAUUCACGGUAGUUCUUUUUGUGCUGCUGAGCUUGGGCACAUUGUGGUAGCAAUGGAUGGACCAGAGUGCCUGUGUGGGAACCAUGGCUGCAUAGAGGCAUAUGCUUCUGGAAUAGCUUUGCAGAGAGAAGCUAAGAAAUUACAUGAUGAGGAUUCAUUAUUGAUUGGAGAUAUGUCUAUGAAAAAAGAAGAUACAAUAACUGCUGCACAUCUUAUUCAGGCAGCUAAACUAGGAAACUCAAAAGCUGACAAUAUUGUUAGAACAGCAGGAACAGCCCUGGGCCUUGGAAUUGUUAAUGUUCUGCACACCAUUAGUCCUUCCCUGGUUAUACUUUCUGGCAUCUUGGCAAGUCAUUAUGUCAAUGUUGUCAGAGAUGUGAUUCGUCAGCGAGCGCUAUUUUCUGUCCAAACAGUGAAUGUGGUUGUCUCAGACCUGAGUGAUCCUGCCUUGCUUGGAGCCGCUAGCAUGGUUCUGGAUUAUACAACACGCAGAAUAUACUAAGCACCUGGAGAAUAAGUAGAAAUCCUUAUGAAGUUUGUAACGGGAAAAAUAUUUCCUACUGAUGUUGGGGUUUUUCAUUGUUUCAUAUGGUUUUAUGGAAAUCUCACCAUAAAAAUUGUUCCCAUCCACCCUUCCUUUAUUUAAUUUCUAUUUUUAUAUGCUGGAAUAUCACUAGAAACACGGUUCAGAAGAGGACUCUCUUGUAGACAAAAUGAAAUGAAACACUUCUUGGGAGCUACAGAUUGUAAAAAAGAAAACUGAAUGUACUUCUUCCUAAUGUAUUUUCAAACUGUUUUUCUCAGUAGGUGGUAAUUUCAGUAACCAGACCUUUGUUAAGCAAGUAAAUAAAUAUCCCUGACAGAUACAUGUAAUCAUUUCCAUCUCUGCAGAGCUGGGCAGGUAUGAUCUCUGUAUAAGAGAAAUUGGAAACAUCUCAUGGUAAAAUACCCACCAUUAAAAUGUGACUAUCAAUGAGAUCAUUAAUUAGAAUACAAUCUUUAUUAGGAUACAUAUUCAGUUUCAAAGUGCUUUCCUUUCAGAAAUGCCCUUCAGAAAUACUGAUUUGCAGAACCAUCAUAACUGUCAAUUAUGUUGGCCAGCAGUUACUGCAGCUGUAAUCUGGAAACCCCAUAAAAGGCACAAGUUUGGAGACAUACAAUGUGCUAGAAUGAAAAAGAGAAUAAAAUGUAUACUUUGUCUCAGUUAACAGUAGUUACAUUUUAUAUACAUCCUCUGAAUUGUGGCAAUUCCUACCACCUGGUUUUCAUGUUCUUUGCUUUUAAUGUUUUCAGCCAGUUUUUCAUGUUUUGGAAAUUAAAGGGUCAGUUACACUAGUCAUUAUGCUUUCAUUAAUUGACCCAGAUUGCUAGAUAUCUGGCUGAAAAGAUAGAUCUUGUCGACUUGGGGCUUGAGAAAACAUUUGCUUUUUGAAUCAAACCCAUAUUUAAUCUGGCUUUCAGAAAUCUGUCAGAUAUAUUUUUGUUAGCCUCAUCGUGCUCACCAAGUCCUACUUUUUUUUUAAAAAAAAGACUGGUCUUACUGGCAUUUGAUUUGUGCUUACAAAACCCAGAUAUAUAGAAGGCGAAUAUAGUGAACCAUAUAUUAAAGAUUUUGGAAGCUACAAAUGCUGAACCUUAUAGUGUGCUUAAGGCAACUUUCAGUUCUUUAUGUGGUUAUCAUAGAAAAUAGUGCAAGGGAACCAUUUACUAUGGAGGCUCUUGCUGUAAAAUCUGGGUCCCCCCCCCUAUUUUAAAGGCACAUUUUAAAACAAAAACAGGAUGAUAGGAUAGCAGUAAUAACAGAAUUGCUUCAGGAAUCUAUAUCUACCAGAGUAACUGCUUUCAUUUGUAGUAUGUAUAAGAGUGGAUCUAAUCCUUAUAUUUGAACACUUUGGGAUCUAAAGAGCAAUUAAAGAUACUUGAUUAGAACUCCUAUUUAAAAGUUUGCUUCUAAUUUGUUUAUUAGAGGGUAAACUGGGUUUUGGAAAAUAAUCCUCCUUUAAGGUUUUCUAGAUUUCUGGGUAAACAAGAAGGUAUCUCCUUGUUCUUUUGCGAUUCUGUGCUUCACAUCCUCAAAUCAGCCCUGAAGGAAUCUCUGUCCUCUGGAUCAAAUUUGGAAUUUGUGCAGCAGAUUUGUCAUGUUGGUGAAUUCUGUUCCUUAACUGACAGACACAACUGGAUAUAACACAAGAAAAAAGAAAUUAGAUGUCUGACAAAUGUGUUUGUGCUAGGAUUUUAUGACUCCUCAGUCUAAUAAUAUAAGGAAAACAGUCACUGCCUGAACAUUUGUAAUAAUGAAUUACCGUAAAUAAUUGAAUUUUGAAAAUACAGGGUGUGAAGUUAUCCAUGCGAAACAAAGUAGGACAGAUUUCUAUAUGAAAGUUUGAGCUCCUUCUCCAAUAUUUUUGGUUCUUUUUGCUGGCUCUAAUAUGUCAAAUGCCAUACAUGUUGUUCUAGUUCAAAGGAAUAUUUACCUUUCCCUAUAUAUCCUAUUCUGAAAAUUAUUAUGCAGUAUAUUAAAAUAAAAUUUUACAUAUUACAAUAUUAAAACAUUGAUUAAAAUUCUGCCCCAAACCAAACAACCUUCUAAGCAUUGAGUAAACUUUCAGUAAACUUCAUUUCCAUUAUCAUCCUGGAAUUAUAAAACAAGGGAAUUUUCCAGACCUUAGCUGCGUUGAACUAUGGGAGCGAGUUGCAAGCAAUUGAGCCAUUAAUAUAAAUACUGUAGCAAAGGGUUAAAUUUAAAUGAAGAGGGUCCAUUCUUUUCAUUCUGAAAGAACUACUUUGAAGGAAGCUUUGGAGUUCAAAGCAUUUUGCAAAAUACACAACUUAGUUUUCAGUUAAGUGCACUAAAUCUGUUUUCCUGUAUGAAAUUAGAAAACACGAGGUUAUUUUUGCUGUCACUUUUGUUCAGUUAGGCAAGCGGGAUAAAAACAAAGACAAUAGUCUGAAGAAAAAUGAAUGACUGGAAAAUCCCGUUCCCACAUCACCUAUAGCUUUCAGACUGGAACAGAUUGCUAACAUUUAAGGCUUGCUCAAAUUGCAACUGCACCCCUGAAGAGUGAUUUUGGGGAAGAAAUUUUAGUCACCCUUCUCUCCGCAAUUAUUACAAUUGCUAAAAAAUGAAAAAUUGAUUGCAUUGAAACUACCACCAAAAUUUAUUGAUUGGGAUUAUGCCCGUUUCUUACCUGAAUGAGUUGCUUGUGCAGUUAAGCUCAGGGUUGGGAUAUUUAGGCAAGGGAUGCAGCAGAAUGGACUUAUAGAAACAGAUUUGACUUUCCAUGCCUCCUUGAAAGCCACUUAGUAAAUUGGUAGGAGUUUCAUCAAGCCAGUUUCUUCUCCAAAUAAUGUUCAACUGCUUUAAAUAUUCAAUGCUUUUGGAAAAGACAAGUUCUUUAUUUUUGUGCAUACUAACAAGUUAUCUCAAAAUAGUGAAGCUGUCAUUUUUGGGAUUUUUUUGGGUUAUAGUUUGGUAUUGGAUGGAACGGAAAAGAAAUGUAGUGCUGUGCUCACUUGGCUUCUAUAAACCAUGAAGGGAACAUCCAAGUUCAGCAUUAAAUAAUGAUAAAGUGCAGGUGGGCUGUUGUGACUUCAAUUUACUUCUGGUGAGACUUGCACAUUUUUUAAUUGGUAUUGAUCUCUGAGCAAUGAUCUGCCAAUCAUUGGGAGGACAUAAAUUCCUAAAGCACCCAUCCCAAGAUAACAUACUAUACUGUCUAAUUCCCAGAAUGCCCCAGCAUAUUAGCCUCAGUAUGAAAGAUACCAUAUCUUUAAUUGGUAAUCUAGCAGAUAAAUCUUAUCACCGACAAAGGGCAUUGCUGCACCUCUAAAUUAUGAUGCAGAUGUGUUUAUGUGGUUAAGUAACAUUUUAUGUGAUUAGUCAUGUUUUCAUUCGUUAGUACUGAAUUUUUAACAGGCUCUUUGCCUGCUUUAUUAAAUUUGAAAAAAGAAGUGUUGGCUCAACUGUAUAUUCAUAAUUUGAUACACACCAGUGAAAAAUAAAAUGUUCAAGUGUCCCAAUAGUAUUAACUUUAAAAGCAAAAUUGUUUUUAAUUGAAUAUUGAUCUUAAUAUUUGCUAUUUAGCUCAGCAUAGCUCCUGCAUAACUUUUUUUUAAUUGGGAAAGGAGGAUAUUUUUACAUCUGCCUAUGUUACAUGUAUAAAAAUAAAAUCAAAUGUUGAAAUUUGGUACUUUUCUAUUUCUUGUUGGCAUGAAAAAUAAGGUUUUCUCUGUUGCCUUUUUAUUAAAACAAUUAGUUCUGUGCAUUCUGUUCUUUGUGUAAAUGUUGACAAAUAGAUCUAAGUGACUUCAAGCUAAAUAUCAAAGAUUCAAAUAAAAAUAAAAAUUAUGUAUGUA